UCCAAUACUAUAGCACAAGUGGACUACUAUGUAUCCUACGCACUUUCAGACGUUACCCCGAUGUGUUGCAAUAUUCACUAAAAGUGGUUACGAUAACAGGUAGAAUAAUGGAAGGUGUAAGGUGUUAAGGAAUUUGAAAAUGACAAGGUUUAUCAAGAAGUUUGCGUCUAAACUUUUGCAGAUCAUGUUCGUUUUGUACAGGUGGUUAUGGAAUUUGCUUCUUCUGAUGAUGAUCCUUCUUAGCCCCCUUGCCAUUAUUACUACCUGUUUAAUCGUAUAUGUCAAGUCGCGUAUUACACGAGAUAAACGCAAGAAGUUUCCACAGCUAUGGCAGGCAACAGAGGAUGGAAUGCAGCCAGUCGUGGUUGCUUUCUUUCAUCCGUACUGCAAUGCAGGAGGGGGCGGGGAGAGGGUGCUCUGGUGCGCCAUCCAAUCAUUGCAGAGAAGAUAUUCCUUUGUACGAUGUGUAAUAUACACGGGUGAUCAAAAUGUAACCGGUGACGAGAUUGUAUCGAAAGCGAAGGAGCGCUUCAACAUUACUGUCGAAAAACCAGUGGAGUUUGUGUUCCUAAAUAAACGUAACCUAGUGGAGGCGAGUACGUACCCUUACUUCACAUUGCUUGGACAAAGUCUGGGCUCUGUUGCACUCGGCCUAGAAGCAUUGCAGAAGCUUACACCAGACGUAUUUAUCGAUUCCAUGGGUUAUGCUUUUACUAUCCCGCUUUUUAAAUACAUUGGAAGUUGUCGGACAGGGUCGUACGUGCAUUAUCCAACUAUUAGCACUGAUAUGCUAAACCGGGUCGCAGAGAGAAAAGCGGCUCACAAUAAUCCAAGUUUCGUUGCAAGAAACCCGGUACUAAGCCGCUUAAAAAUAAUCUAUUACCGCCUCUUUGCAUAUGUUUACGGUGUGAUGGGUGCACGGAAUGAAGUGAUAAUGGUUAAUUCUUCGUGGACAGAGGGUCAUAUAUUAGAUAUCUGGCGAUGUCCACAGACAACCAGCAUUGUGUUUCCUCCUUGCGACACAUCAGCUUUUCUGGAAAUUCCAUUACGCAAUGAUGCACCAUGUGAGCACAGCAUUGUCUCAAUUGCGCAAUUUAGACCCGAAAAGGAUCAUCAAUUACAAAUCCGAGCAUUCCAUGAGUUACUUCAAAUUUACUCAAAUGAUGCGUACCGUAACCUUCGUCUGGUUCUCGUGGGUAGCUGUAGAAACAGUAAGGAUAUGGAAAGAGUAGAUGAACUCCGUGAAUUGUGUGAGAAAUUGAACAUACGAGGGAACGUGGAAUUUAAGCUCAACGUGAGUUUCGGUGAGCUUAAACAGCACUUAGCAGAAGCUACUAUUGGACUUCACACAAUGUGGAAUGAGCACUUUGGAAUUGGUGUCGUUGAAUGCAUGGCGGCCGGUACCAUCAUACUCGCACACAAUUCUGGUGGCCCGAAGAAAGAUAUCGUCGUCAGAUAUAAAGGCCAACCAACUGGAUUUCUGGCUAGUGAUGUCAAUAGUUACGCUGAAACCAUGGCAACCAUCUUACAACUUAAACCAGCUGAUCGGUUGAAGAUUCGUCGAAAUGCUAGAGAGUCCAUUAAACGCUUUUCUGAAGAGGCUUUUGAGGAGAAAUUUUUAAUUGCAACAGAAAUUUUGUUUCGCUGAUAGUAGUUUCUGAAAUUAUACUACAAUUUGGACAAAGCUGAAAAUAAUUUAAAAGUAUUUUUAAUAAAUUUACAUUCCAUACACCAGGGCCAGAUCCCGAGAAACAUUGGAGUAGGGAUCAUGCGAUAUAUGAAGCACCGAAGCGGGGAGGGGUUACAUUUUCGUUUAGAAGUGCUUGACCAUAGGUUGGGGGUGGGGAGGUUGUCAUAGCCCUGGUUUCCCCCCCCCCCUUCUGUACACAGUACUAAAGGCUAUUGUAUAUGAAAAAACGAAUAAUCAAAAUUCAAAAUAAAAAUUUUUAAAGAUCUUUUCAAAUAUUGAGAUAUUAUUAGCCACAUGCAUAACAAAUAAAGGUUGUAGCUAUUGUUACACCAGUUUUUAAAAAAUACCUACAGGUUACCCACAAUAUGGUCACAUGACCCUACUUAACAAGAGAGUCAUUCCAGAAGAAUUGUACAUGCGAAACAGAAACAGAAACACAAGACGGAGGAGAAAGUAUCUUAUUUUUGGAAAUUUCAAUUCAGCGGCGGCAUAAUAAAAAUGAAGAAAAACUGAAAUUUCCAUUUUUCGUGGUGGGGUGGUGCUAAUUGGCAGGCCAAAAAUAAAAUUUUAUUUUUAUUUGAAAUCAUAAUUUUUGGUCGGGAGGUGGGUUCGCUAAACAAGGUAUAGAAAGAUGGUAAUGAACCAAAUUACAAUUCAUUUGUCUGUAUUCAUUAUACUUGCUUAUUAAAAAAUAAAAACAUCCUGAUCUAUUAAUUCUUCUGAUUGACUUAUAAGUAUG
This is a messenger RNA of Anneissia japonica, 2429 nucleotides long. RefSeq names its product GDP-Man:Man(3)GlcNAc(2)-PP-Dol alpha-1,2-mannosyltransferase-like. The transcript has 4 exons. Gene Ontology annotation, biological process: protein N-linked glycosylation. Gene Ontology annotation, molecular function: GDP-Man:Man(3)GlcNAc(2)-PP-Dol alpha-1,2-mannosyltransferase activity. Gene Ontology annotation, cellular component: endoplasmic reticulum membrane. NCBI's taxonomy places the organism in Eukaryota, Metazoa, Echinodermata, Crinoidea, Comatulida, Comatulidae. The record is from RefSeq and is a predicted model, not a curated record. Bases 140 to 1648 code for a protein of 502 amino acids.